AUGUUUGCUUUCCUUUUUCAAUCUCGCGGCAAAUUGUUGCAAGCCCAGAUCGCCUUGACUUGUUGUUCAGGAUUUUAUAUCUAUGGAUAUGACGCCGGUGUCUUUUCAGGAUCGCUGGUGUCUCCAUACUUCCUGAAGACGUUCCACCACCCAUCCGCCCUUAUGGUCGGCCUAGUCAGUUCUCUCUUCACGCUCGGAGGGGCCGUCGGGGCAGCGAUCUGUGUGGUGGUCGGUAACAGCCUCGGACGCAAGUUGACCAUCCAAAUGGGCUGCGUCUUCGCCAUCGUCGGUGCUCUGAUCGAGGGCUUAGCGAAGAACAUGAGUACAUUGAUUGCCGGCAGGCUCGUGAGUGGCAUUGGCCUCGGACAGAUUUCAUCCACCGUGGGAAUCUUACAAGCCGAAACCUCCUCUGCCCGUCAUCGGGGGAUGAUGAUUUCCAUGCAGAUGUUCUCUUCUGCCUCUGGCCUCUUCCUUGCGCAGUGGAUCAACUACGGUUUCGGCAAGAAUGGCGGAGCAAUCGCGUUCAUGUUUCCGUUGUUGUUCCAGAUCGUCGUCUUGACCUUUUCUUUCACCCUGGCGUUCACCAUCCCGGAAUCUCCUCGGUGGCUUGUCGCUACCGGCAGACUGGACGAGGCGGCCAGAGUCCUGGCUCGCCUGGGAACCAAGACGAGUAGACCCGAUGACACCGAUAUCCAAGAAGUACUCAUUACUAUGGAACAGGCCGUGAGACUGGAACAUAUUACCGGCCUCGGCUUUAUAAAAUCAAUAUUUCAUAGCGGCCCUACGCAGCUUAGGCUCCGUCUCUUCAUGAGUGUCGUCACCGGUAUCUGCUUGAUGCUUGCGGGACUUUCUGUAGUUACAUACUACGUGCCCAUUAUGCUCACCGAUUUUAUCGGCGUUUCUCGCUCUGAUUCUCUGUGGAUCGGGGGUCUUGUCAGUGUCGUGGCCAUUGUAUUUGCAAUCAUACCCAUCUUCAUCAUUGACCGCGUCGGCCGGCUGUUACUCAUGAAAAUCGGCUCCACCAUCCAGGGAAUUUGCUUCUUUGCAAUUGCGGGCCUCUAUGCUCAAUCUUCGACUCCAGACUUCCCGCAUAAAAGGCCUUAUGGUAUCGCCAUUGUCAGCUUUGUCUUCAUCUAUUUCGGUGCCUUUUGUGCGACCUGGAAUUCCGCUGCGUGGGUGUACGCUGCCGAGAUUCUUCCCAUCCAAGGGAGAUCGAUUGGCAUGGGCAUUUCAGUCAGUGAGUAUCUCCUCUGUAGCAUCUUGCACAGCUGA
Molecule: messenger RNA, 1272 nt
Organism: Cladophialophora immunda
Lineage: Eukaryota; Fungi; Ascomycota; Eurotiomycetes; Chaetothyriales; Herpotrichiellaceae
Exons: 6
Coding region: 1-1272 (423 amino acids)
Biological process (GO): transmembrane transport; carbohydrate transport
Cellular component (GO): membrane
Molecular function (GO): carbohydrate:proton symporter activity
Source: RefSeq, a predicted model, not a curated record